AAGCGGCGUUGCCAGUGCGCAUGCGCUUUACCACACACGUGCGGUGAACGUUUGGACCUGCUGCAUGUUACAGAGCCACGAGACUUCUUAACGCUAAAAAACACUUUCACCUACAGCAAACAAACAUUUCGUCUUGUUGCCUUUUCGACACCAGGGGAAAUUAAAUAGUCCUCCGUGAAGCAUUUCGCCGAGAGGGCCGGAACAGCAGAAAAACGAGUCGCCAUGACUGAAGCUCAAGUGAACCCAAAGGCCUACCCACUGGCCGACGCCACGCUGACCAAAACCAUCCUGGACCUGGUGCAGCAGGCUUCAAACUACAAGCAGCUGAGAAAGGGAGCUAAUGAAGCUACCAAAACCCUGAACAGAGGCAUCGCUGAGUUUAUCGUGAUGGCCGCUGAUGCUGAACCACUGGAGAUCAUUCUCCACCUGCCACUGCUCUGUGAGGACAAGAACGUCCCGUACGUGUUUGUCCGCUCCAAGCAGGCCCUGGGUAGGGCCUGUGGGGUGUCGCGCCCCGUCAUCGCUACCUCAGUCACCAUAAAGGAGGGGUCUCAGCUCAAGCCGCAGAUUCAGUCUGUGCAAAUGGCUAUUGAGAGACUGCUCGUGUGAUUUUUGUCUCCCUGAAAAAUGGAGAUGAAUUCCAGAUUGAAAAUCUUGUUUUCUGUUUGAUAAAAAACAGUUAUACAUUUAUAUUUUCUUUUUUUUUUACUUUUUAGAAGUGUGUCCACUUCAUGUAUCAGUUUGCCAUGGCAUCCUGUGAUUCAUAUUAAAUUUUGUAUUUAAACCUUG
Larimichthys crocea (large yellow croaker) is the source of this 789-nucleotide messenger RNA. Its product is annotated as small nuclear ribonucleoprotein 13. Gene Ontology annotation, molecular function: RNA binding. Gene Ontology annotation, biological process: ribosome biogenesis. Lineage: Eukaryota; Metazoa; Chordata; Actinopteri; Sciaenidae. Gene Ontology annotation, cellular component: ribonucleoprotein complex; nucleolus. The coding region runs from base 223 to 609 and encodes 128 amino acids. The transcript is spliced from 3 exons. The record is from RefSeq and is a predicted model, not a curated record.